AUGAACGAGUCAAAUUUCAGAUUCUACUUCGAGAAUCGUGAGCAGUUUACAGUGGAGCAAACGACAGCGUUGCGAAGGAUAACCUUCUCGAGUGUGUUGUGUGCCACUGGGGACGAUAUUCGCUUGUUACCGAGGCAUUCGUUUAUUGUUGGUAAUCAGUCUUUGAUUCCAUGCGAAUUAAUUCCCGUAUUGGAUCUUGAACCGUGGCGAGAGUAA
Anisakis simplex (herring worm) is the source of this 216-nucleotide messenger RNA. NCBI's taxonomy places the organism in Eukaryota, Metazoa, Nematoda, Chromadorea, Rhabditida, Anisakidae. The record is from the annotation of a GenBank genome assembly.